Dicentrarchus labrax (European seabass) is the source of this 1410-nucleotide messenger RNA. Its product is annotated as Receptor expression-enhancing protein 6-like. The transcript is spliced from 6 exons. Bases 16 to 696 code for a protein of 226 amino acids. Lineage: Eukaryota; Metazoa; Chordata; Actinopteri; Moronidae. The record is from RefSeq and is a predicted model, not a curated record.
AGUGAACGUUGCUCAAUGGAGCUCUGUGAUUGGUCGGCGGGCGACUUUCAAACUCCUCCCCCCACUGCCACAGCAACUCGGCGUCAGCAGCCAACCAGCUCAGCUCAGCUCACCCAACGGCAAGUUUUCGGGCUCAGGAAAAGCCCGAAAAUGAGUCAGUUCAAGGAGCGCUUUGUGACUCUGCUCCAUGAGAAGAACUUUGUGACAGAUCAGUUGGCGAAGCUGGAAGAAAAAACGGGAGUGAAGAGAGAAUAUAUCACCUUGGGUCUUCUGAGUUUUCUCGGGCUGUAUCUUCUGUUUGGAUACGGAGCCUCACUGCUCUGCAACCUGAUUGGCUUUGUCUAUCCAGCAUAUUUCUCCAUUAAGGCCAUCGAGAGCAACAUUAAGGAGGAUGACACACAGUGGCUGACCUACUGGGUUGUUUAUGGACUCUUCAGCAUCGUCGAGGCCUUCUCUGACAUCUUCCUCUUCUGGUUCCCCUUUUACUAUGCCAGCAAGUGCCUGUUCCUGGUUUGGUGUAUGGCUCCGGUGACGUGGAACGGCUCUGAGAUCUUGUACAACCGCGUGAUCCGGCCUUUUUUCUUGAAACACCAGGCUACCAUGGACACUAUGGUCAGCGAUCUGAGUUCCAAGGCUAAGAGCUUAACUGAGACCGUCACAAAGGAGGGUGAGACAACUACAGUGUACAUCUGUUAACCGGGCCCUUAACCAUGACAAGGACCAGUGAGAGACAUGGGAAGGCUUCGUGUGUGUGUGCAUGUAUGUGUGUUCGGGUUACUGAAUGAGAUUGUUUGUGUGUGUUUGUUGUUACACAUUUGGUUUGUCCUCCCCCUCCCCCCUUCCGUGACGAAUGAUGAUGAUCGACCCGCCCUGUCAUGUGGUGAAGUGAAGCUUCACACUCCUGAAAGUAAAUAAAACCUUGUUUGUGCAUUCACAUCAGUUUACUGCCAUCGGUACUGCCAGGACAAUCAAUGAAACUGUGACCCUUCAUGUGAUUUUAUUUUCUUUGUUGUAGUGUGAUAGAAUAAGUGGAAAGAAAUACAUUGAAAACCAAAAUAAGGAUUUUGUGCCUGCAGGUUUCAGUAACACUGACGGUGAAUUUAAUAUUAUGUCUAAUUGAGCCAUUUGUGACGGAAAAAUGAAGCUGACAACAUAACGGUUAUAAAAAGCAGGUUGUCUUCAAAUGUGUCUAAUUUUCUAACAUUGUUCAUCAAAACUGGAACUUUUACGUGUCAUUGAUGUCGUAUUCCUCUUAAAAGCCUUAAUCUUGCAUGUGCCAAGCAGCAAGUCUGUUUGAGCUAUUGGGGACGUUCUGAAUCUAACUGGAUGACUUCUGUCUUUUGUUAUGUUUUAAUUUAUCAUGUCAUAAUGAUGAACCAAUAAAACUGGAAACCAUAAUGAACUGAAGAA